Molecule: messenger RNA, 1485 nt
Organism: Microbotryum saponariae
Lineage: Eukaryota; Fungi; Basidiomycota; Microbotryomycetes; Microbotryales; Microbotryaceae
Source: the annotation of a GenBank genome assembly
AUGAGCCCUGACGGUGCCGUUGCAGGAUCGGACCAAAGCACGUCUGGUCGGGGCGUCGGUACGACUGGAGGAGCCAAGGUCAUGAACGCCAAACGCGGGAGGAAGCAAGACGACAGCUUGCAACCGUCUGUGCGUUACGAGUUUCCUGUGGAUGCAGCAUCGUACUGAAUUAUGGCUUCUGACUCUGUGUGGGCCCCUUGACCUUGGCUCGGCUCGUCUCGUUCGCCGUCGACGCAGCGCGCUCGCGACGUGCAACGCGCCUUUCGGGCCCGACGAGCGGAGCAACUGUCGACACUCGAGGACCAGGUCCGGACGUUGCAGCAAGAGAAUACCGAGUUGAAGCGCGAGCUGGCAUACUACAAGGGCGAAACGAACUGCCCCGUCGCCUCGACUUCGACCAGUCAGGACGCCACCGCUGCGGAUGCUUCGACUUCGGCUCGUUCGGCUACGACCGAAUCCGCCGCCACUUUGACGUCCGCGGGCCCCGGGCCGCGCAGGGGGGUCAAGCGAACCAAGAGCAGUAGCAAGGACCUGUCCCCAGCCUCGAUCUUGCACGAGGACAGGUACAAGGAAGGGCCGUCGCGAUCAUCGCUUGCUCCCGGGCAUCUGCCGCUUGAAGAUGAGCAAAGCCGAUCUAUGUCACAGGAUCAGAACCAGGGAUCGCGGGACAAGCCCUGGGGCCUUGGUACUACCACGACCUACGUUUGGCGACCCACGCAGCAAAUCUACACCCCGCGCCCUCCUGCCGCCGCCACCCCGCCGCCACCUCCCUGGUCCCACCCUUCGUACUCGACCCUACCUCCGCAGCAGGAUCCUUCCGAAGCUGUCGGUGACUCUCCCCAGCUGCCCGAGCGACCUGCGAUGUCUCCGCUUCCCUCAAAGCGCAGGAAGCCGUCGUCGACGACGACAACGAUGGAGUCAAACGCCGACUCGCCCAUGUCUCCGACGUAUCCGAUCCACGGCUCUGCUCCCUCCGCGACCACGGGCGCCGCUCCAGCGGAUUCCAAGACCAAUUCGGCCGCGUCGGUCCUCGUCGAGUGGAGCAAGCAGGCCUCGGCACGGUCGUGCUCGACCACAUCGAGCUCGUGCUGCGCCCCUUCGGUGCCGGCCCCUUCGGCCGAUCUUACGGCGCGAGAAUUGUGUGGUCCCUCGGCCGAUGCGGAUUGCUGUCAACCACCUCACGCCGAAGAUUCGACGAUCGAGGUGAAAAAGGCGGGGUCUCAGAACGAGCACGAGGGCGAAAACGGGAGCCGCCACUAUUUGCUCUCAGUCUGUGGCGGACUGGAGGGGAAUGCGAGCACAAACGCGAAUGCGAAGGGACUUGGGACGGCGAAAAUCAAGAAUAUCGCGUACGACCCGAACCUGUGUUGCGGUGGGCUGAUCGAUUGCAGUGGGCCGUUGUUUGAGAACAGUAGCCUUCCGGCGGAGCAGGCGCUCGCUUUGGCCGAGGCGAGCCGGGCCGUCGAGUCUGGCGCAGUGGCAUGA